UGCUCUUCACUUAUUUGCACCAGAGGAUAGGCAACUUGCAAACACCGCAUCAUCAGGGGACAGACGGAAAAAAAAACAGACGAGUUCGGUGUGAAAGAUGGCAACAAACGUGAAAAGCAAGUUGCAUAGUGACAGAGAAAGAUGGAUCUGUAUUUAUCCAGCUUACAUUAACUCCAAGAAGACUUUGGCACAAGGUCGCAAGGUCCCUAAGGAAAAGGCAGUUGAAAAUCCAACUCAUCAAGAAAUUCGCGAUGUGCUUGUAGCUGCUGGCAUGAAGGUGGGAGUUGAAAACAAAUUGUACAGCCGGGAACCUAGCAAAGAGCUUUUGUUCAGAGGGCGCAUUCGAGUGCAAUUAAAGAAUGACGAUGGCACUCCCUUUAACAGUUUAUACCCCACACGUGAUUCAUUGCUCUUUUAUCUUGGUGACACAAUACCUAAGUUGAAAAGCAGAGCUAAUAAACCUAGUGGAUCAGAACAAAGUCAACAGCAAUCCAAUGCGGGAGGAAAGAAAAAGGGCAAGAAGAGAUGAACAUGAUAGAUUGUGAUGUUCAUAAUAUUAUGUUUGAACUUCAAUUUCACUUUCUAAUUUCAUUUAUUUUUUCUCUGAGUUUAUAUCUGUGGUUAUCGAAGACAUAUAUUUUUUCCUAUUAAACAAAGUUGUACGUCAAAAUCAAUUUACCUAUUAAAAUUCACUUUACAAAACAAA
Frankliniella occidentalis (western flower thrips) is the source of this 706-nucleotide messenger RNA. RefSeq names its product signal recognition particle 19 kDa protein (gene Srp19). Gene Ontology annotation, cellular component: signal recognition particle, endoplasmic reticulum targeting. The transcript has 4 exons. Lineage: Eukaryota; Metazoa; Arthropoda; Insecta; Thysanoptera; Thripidae. The record is from RefSeq and is a predicted model, not a curated record. Bases 98 to 529 code for a protein of 143 amino acids. Gene Ontology annotation, biological process: SRP-dependent cotranslational protein targeting to membrane, signal sequence recognition; SRP-dependent cotranslational protein targeting to membrane. Gene Ontology annotation, molecular function: 7S RNA binding.